GCUCGUAUCUCUGGCAAAGGCAUCAUCUGUUGCUCGUGAUGGCAGUAGGAUGUUGAUCAGGCUGCUACAACAGAGCUUCAGUGUUUUCCACUUUGCAAUAGUUCCCAUCUUCUUUGCAACUCAAAUAUUCAAACCAUACAAGAAGGGGAACGCAAAGUUUUUCUCAGGAAAUGUUAUAUGUAGAGUGCAUAACCUGUGAGUUAUUAAAAAAAAGACUCAGAAACAACAACUGCAAACAAAAUCACUUGAUUCCUUUUAUAUAUUUUGGCCAUGCAGAUUGGAAAAUUCUAGUGUCCAAAUUAAAUAUAAAUUUGACCUUUUAGAUAUUUUAGUUUGUGCUGGAGUAAAUAAGUAAAACAACUGUAUUGUAAGAGCAAAAUGAGGAGUGUUUUCAGAACUACAUCACACUUUCUGACGGAGAGGUGUCCAAACAUUUUUUAGCAAGGGCUACAUACACACAGCUUGAAGGAUCCGGGGCCAUUUUUAUACAUUUUCUCCAUUAAAGAUGCUAAAAACAAUCCAAUCUAGGAUAAUAUACAGUGUGGAACCCUGCAUAUAUGAGAUUCAGCGUUCACAACCCAAACAUUUGUGGAUGUUUGUUAAAUAAAUAAAACAAAUCUCUUAAUCACCAUUUUCAACUAUGAGUGAAAUAUGCCCAUUUUUACUGUGAACAGAAGGAGAAAUGACAGCAGAUGACAGUGUAUAUAUUUGUAUGUAUUUACAGCUAUAAAUUGAGUGAACAUUUAAAUCAAGCUAAAAGAUAGCACACGUGUCUAAAAAACUAUUUAGCUAGCACUCGUUUCUUAUAUAGAAGCACAACAUUUUAACACUUUAACCGUGUCAUUCUUAGCAAUGGGUUGUGUCCAAAGACACCAAAUCAUUUAAGGUGAAUUCACAUGUUUUGAGAGUACAUGUACAAUUGAUUUCCGAGCAUACUUAAAUGCAGCAGAUUGUUCUUCCGCAGUAAGAGUUACGUUGGUCAGUAAUAAGCAUAUACACUUGUUAUCUUUAUUUGUCUUUCUGUUUAUUUAGACCACACGUACAUGCAUAAUAAAGACAUUGUGAUGUUCUGAGUGUUCGUGAAUGCAUCUCACGGUCGUCGACUGACAAUGAGAAAGUGUGGUUCCGACGGUGAGGCGACUAGAGACGUGUUUGUGAGUUGGGAGAUGCUUUGUGCACAGUGCCUCCUGGACCUGUGCUCGUCCCGGAGAACAACACUGCUGACAUCCAGGUGGUUAAAAUAACCUCCGGUAGCGAUGUCACUCUGACCGUUGUGGUGAAUCCCGAAGAAAUGUUUUACCUAAAAGGCAAAGCCCUGAUGGUGAAGAAAGGACUGGACUAUGAGAACACUACCUCUUUUAGAAGAGUCUAACGACGACGACGACUUGUCCUUUUUUUCAAUAACUCCUCCUCCAACUCCACCACAACCAACGACGUAUGCUCGACCACUCCUCUUCAAAGGCAGUACAGAAGAGUGCAACUCUGGUGGUGUGGGUGCAAUGCAGCAGACCUGGUUCCAAAUCUCUCAACGAGUCUGUUGAAGUGGUCGUGGAAAAUAUCAAUGACAACCCGCCAAACUUUGCUCAGAAUCACUACAACCUGGAAGUGAAUGAGCUGACUCCAGUCAACUCCAGUGUUGGACUAAUCGAAGCUACUGAUGUUGAUUCUGAACCACUGUAUUAUCGCUUAGAGUCUGCCACGGAUAAAUACUUCCACCUGGAGAACAUCAACACUCCAAAAUUAGUUGUUAAAAGUGUAAUGGACUACGAUGUUGUGCAAAAGAUCUCUCUGGUUUUACAUGUACAGGACACAUUUAACGGUUCUGCUUCCGAUAAGCCCUUCUUCACAUCUGUGGUCACCAUCACCGUGCAUGUGAAGGACAUAGAUAACCGCCCCCCCUGGUUUCAGCCUUGUUUGAGGACUAACUUGGGGCUUGCCAAGCUGUGCGUGAGCGGCGGCUAUCGAGGCAAAGUCAAUCUGACUGAGAAGGAGGAGGGCCCACUGAUGCUGGAACCAGGUCCGGUCUUUGCUAAAGAUGGAGACAAGAACAGAAGCGAACAGAUCAGCUACAGAAUUUUAAGAGGGAAUGAAGGAAACAUAUUCCAGAUUGACGAGGACACGGGGAACAUCAGCAUGUCCAAAGCUGCUGAUAUCGUGGGCCCGAUAACUCUCACUGUUCUGGCAUCACAGGUGACCAACAGGGAUCAGUUUUCUGUGACCCAGGUGACCUUCGAGGUGAUGAAGAAGAGCAGGAACCCUCCUCGCUUUGAGAAGGAGCGUUACGAGGGAUUUAUCUACAGCAACUCUGUACCUGAAAGCAUGAUCCUCAGGGACCGCAGCACCUACCGGCCCUUCCGGGUCCGAGCUCGGGAUGAGGACUUUGCUGGUGGUGUGAAUCCAGACGUCAAGUAUGAGGUGCAGUACAGCAGCUAUGUCAACGUGACCUCAGAUGGUUUUGUGAUCCUAAAGAGAGUUGUGAAGACGGAGUCGUUUGCAUUGCAGCUCAGAGCAGUGGACUCCACAACGGGAGAGUUUGGCACAGCAGCCCUUUCUGUUCAGGUUAUUCCAGCUGACGCCAUACCGUCCCCUUCCAAUGUUGGCUACCGUGCGGGGGACAUGGCGCUCCUCGGGCUGGUCAUGGCAGCUCUGUUGGUCCUCUGCCUCAUCGUGAUUGGCUUUUUGAUUUCCCGCUUGUGGAAGGGCAACUCGGGCGCGGACAACAUAUGUGAGUGCUUGGACUGUCUGAAGUCUAAGCAGCCCCACACCGGCCACAGAGACUCCCUGCAGUACACCAACGACGGCUUCCAGAAUGAGGCAGACACAAGCCGUGGGCGCCUUCCCAGAAGGAGCACUUUCCCCCUGGCCGGGGGCCGAGUCAUGCCACUGGGGAGACGCAACCGCCACUGCUCCUCCUGUGGUGUCUUUGCAAACCACAUCCCCAAAGGCAGCCCGUCGGUGAGACCCUCUAGGAGGGGUAGAGGGGACGGGGAUGACUACAGUUCAAGGUCCAUGCUGGCCAAGCAGAAGAGGAGGGAGGGGCAGAAGACGGUGUGGUUCAAGGAGAGCGAGGACUCCUCGGACAUCGAGGUAGAGAUUAUCCCAGAUACCGUGGGCCGAGUGGAGGAGGAGACGCAGGAGGAGCUGGAGGAGGAGUUAGUGAUGGAGGGAGUGGUCAGAGACCCUGCUGCCCCCUGCGCACAGUCUGAUGAUGGGCAGGAAAGCUCCAGCCUGGAGCCCGGACCUGAGCAGGACCAUGGCAGCACUCCUGUGGACAAAGAGAAAGGAGGGAAUGAUCAGGAUGCCUGACACAAGAAACGUUGGGGUUUUUCUGGAUCCUGCAACCGAUCUGAACAGUCUAGUAUGACGCGUCAAACGCUGGAUCACUGCAGAGCACAGAGGUAAAGGUAGACCCUUUUUACUUGUGAUGUCGCUUCAUCAAGUUAUUGUCAGUUUUGCUAGCAAUCAUAAUAGGAUGUAAUGAAACGAAUAUCAGAAGAUAAAGCUACAUUAUCCUUCUAACUGUUUAUGCCGGGGUGCCCCAAGUGCAGCCCAGGGGCCAUCUGCAGCACACAUCUUCAUUUUUAUCCACUCCGCCCCCACUGUUUGUUUUGUGAUCCUUAUUUACUAUGAAUGAUAAUGAUGUGAACGAUAAUACAUUAUUGUCUCUCUUUUCCUUCUGAUAUUUAUUUGUUUUAAGUCUUAUUACCAUACUUACAGCGGUAUUGAAGAUAACUUCCAAAAAGAACCAAAGUGAUAAGGGUCUGUUAUAUACUACAGGGUGUCCCAAUAAGACAGAAUACAGACAUAAUACCCCAAAAAAAUGUAAUUAAAAUCUAACAAUAAUUGAAAUUGCCAUGUGUUUGCUUAUUAUUUACAUAUUAUAUGACAUAAGUAAAGGUAUAAUACAUAUAGAAUAUAUGGAAAUAAAUAUUACAAUUCAUAAAUUAAAAGAAGUAAAUAUCUAUAUGCAUUGCAUUUUACAUAAAAAGUAUUUUUUUAAAUAAUUGUAUAAUAUACAAUAUGCAUUUUUGCAAGUCCCUAGACUUUAGGAACACCCAGCAUAUAUAAAGCGAGGGCGAGAGAGAGAUAAGACAAGAUAGUCCAUGAAAUGGUGAUUAAUGUUUCUACUGACUGAACAAGAUGUCCAAAAAAAAAAACACAAACGGAACAGACAAUCAGCCAGGUUUUUAUGCAAAAAAGAAAAAACAGACCCGUAAUGCAAUAUUCACCUUUAUAGAGUAGGUUCUGUUGCUGUAUUAUUCUAAACUUUUUAGGAAACGGUGGUCAUACUGAUCAUCACGAGUGUGUUUGGUAUUAACAAAUGAUUGGUUUAAGCGUUCUCUCACACACAUGCAUGUAACAGGACACUGAUAUGAUAUGUACACCUAUAGAUAUAUCAAAUAAUUGUAUAAAAGUGAGGAAUAUUUUGCAUUUAUAGUAACUGUGUGCCUAUUUUUGCUCUCGAAUUGUGAAGUGUAAUUUAUUUGUAAACGACUGUGGAAAAUACACACACUGGUUCAUGGCCAUUUGUUCACAAGAAACACAUAAAUCCAAAGGGACUGUAAGGUCCAGUCUUUUCUAGCACCACAUGAGGUGCCGAAUGUACAAGUUCAAUCACACUUUUACUUUUUAGAUAUAUAUGUAUUUGGAAUAAUUAGCAAACAUUUUUUUUCACAUUUAGCUUGCUUUUCUCAAAACGUAACUCAUUUUCUUCACAUUUGAGGUCGUAAUUAAAUAGUGACUCUAAAUUGAAAUGCCGAAUUUAAAUGUUUAAUAUGAAUUUGAAUAAUAAAUGUUAAUCCAUCCGUCCAUUUUCUAUACCACUUGUCCUCAUUAGGGUCACAGAUACGCUGGUGGCUAUAAAUCUAAAUGUUAAAUCUAAAUCUAAAUCUUACAUAUAAAUGUUAAAUCUAAAUGUAGAUGUUAGAUGUGUUACAGAAAUGACAAUGACGUGGACUAUUUCAAACAUUUAAGAUUUAACAUUUGACUACAUUCUACAUUUUUUUUAACAUUUGUAUGCCGAUCAAAUUAAAUUAAAUUUUAGAUUUACCAUUUAGAUGUAAACAUUUAUAUUUGUCAUUUAAUUUCUACAUCAAAAUUGGGGAAAAUGAGUUACAUUGGGCUAUUUGCAUGUUUUUCUAAAUAUUUAAGGUUCCAAACAACACAAGAUGAGAUGUAGAUUUCCUGUGCGAGCACAAGCAAAUAACUGUUAGUGGACAGUCGACUUGAUGGAGGUUGUGGGAAGAAUUGGAAUUUACGGGAUGCAUCCUCAGUAGUGUUCCUCUGGGUCAUAGCGUGUUUCGGCCUUUUACACUAUACACCCUCACCAGAGGCAGCCAGCUGUCGGGUGAUCAGUCCUCAGCUUGCGUCCCAAGUCCAAUUAGCCAUGAGAAUCACCUUGGACAUCUCAUGGGACGAUGCAUGGCAGGGGCGUCCUGUUCCCUGAGUCAAGCCUAAGCCGACCGCAUACCUCCUGUCAAACUACUUGGCCCAACUGGGGUCGUUCCUCUUCAGCGACGAGGAACUAGCCACUGGCUGCUUCUUUCUGCGGCCUCCGAUGCAGCUUUGACGGCGCACGGUGGACGAUCUUCUCCACUUCUUUCCACGUUGGAGGACCGAUCUCAAAUUGAUGCUCUGGGGGGUCGAUUGGUGGCAUGUCUGGGGGGAUGGUCAUGCAUUCGUAGCGCUUUGGAUUAGAGUGCGUUGAUCUCAGGUGCUCCUCCAGGUCAUUCUUUGUUGUUUUUAAAACUCCACUUUUCUCCUUGGUGAAAAGAGUCUUAAGGAACUUGAAGGGAUCUUUAUAGAACCGAGUUCUUGUUUGUUCUUUAUUCCUCCUUCGUUUCCGUGAAUUCUCUGCUCUACGGAGGGAUGCUUGGAGGGUGCUUAUGCCCUCCUUUUCCACUUCCGAGGCCUUCUUCCAAAGCCUUCUGAGCUGUCUCCUCUCUUGAACAAGGCAUUUGAUUUUCUGUUGUCUUCUGGAGACUGGUGGAGUGGGAGUCUGUUUAAGCACCUUUCGACUGUAGGACCCCAAAGCGUUCUGCUCCAUAUUGAUAGAUGACAUUUCCCAUCUUCUCCAACUUCUUCUCCACUGUGCCUCGUAGUUGAUGGAGGGUCAGAGACCAGUCAUUGUUCACUGUUUCCCACAGCUUUUUCUCCGCAGCACCGGGCCACUUCACUCGCAGUUUGUAGCUUGGGAGGCUCCGCUCAACUGCAGGUCGGGGAGUUUGGGUGGGUUCCUCUGCUGAUGUUUGUUCCACCGCUAGGUCUGUGCUUGAACUUACCUCUUCCAUGACGGGGGUGCUGAUGCCUUCCAAGCUAUGGUUUUCGUCCAGUUGGUAAGCUUCAUUUGACUGAUUUGACUCCUUCCGCAGGAAGUAGUCAAUGCGAGGCCCCUGUCUCUCUUCCGUCAAGCAUCUUUUCCUUCCCUGCUGAAUCCUUAGACCCCGGAAAGAUGUUAUUUCCCUACAUAUCCGCAGCUUGUGGUUAAGAUGAACAUUUAACAUCGGAUAUCCAUUUAUGUUUAGAUUUAAUAUUUUAACAUUUCUUUAUUUAUAUAUAUAUUUCUAAUUGAUUUCAUAUUUGUUUUUCACAUUUAUGAUUAGAUUUGCUUUUGUUUUUUAAACAUGCAUAUUAGAUUUGAUACGUUUUUUCAUCCAGAUCUACCAUCUAGAGUCACCAUUUAAUUUCUAAAUGUAAAGAAAAUGAGUUAAAUGUGACAAAAGUGAGCUAAAUAUUCAAAUAUAUAUCAGCUAAAAAAAAAAAAAAGCAAUUGAAAUUUUACAGUCGGCACACACACAACCAUUGUAACCAAUCAUUCAUAUUUCUUGUACAGUAAUUAUAGUUGAAGGAAACUGAACUAAGCAGGGCAUGUUCAGAAGCUAAAGAAACCAACUUUGUUCAUUCAAAAAAACUAUUUUUUUGGUCAUAUAAUCCUGGAAAUACCAGUUUUCUACUAACUGCACUACUUUGUGUAAGGAUUCAUGAAUUGUCAUGACAACAGGCUGUAUGUUUUUGAGCUUAUCCAUUAUAACUUGUUGGUUCAAGUAUUGUUCAUUUGAGUGUUUGAAAUAAAAUUUUGACACUGCAGACUUCUUUUACACACACAAAUCUCCUUUCUCUUGUCUUGCAACUAUAGAACAUAUUUUUUGUAGAGUCAGCACAAAAUUUGUAGCGGAACCU
Dunckerocampus dactyliophorus (ringed pipefish) is the source of this 7179-nucleotide messenger RNA. RefSeq names its product cadherin-related family member 5a (gene cdhr5a). Gene Ontology annotation, molecular function: calcium ion binding; cadherin binding. The record is from RefSeq and is a predicted model, not a curated record. The transcript has 15 exons. Lineage: Eukaryota; Metazoa; Chordata; Actinopteri; Syngnathiformes; Syngnathidae. Gene Ontology annotation, biological process: adherens junction organization; calcium-dependent cell-cell adhesion; multicellular organism development. Bases 1438 to 3306 code for a protein of 622 amino acids. Gene Ontology annotation, cellular component: membrane; adherens junction; catenin complex.